Symbiodinium pilosum is the source of this 579-nucleotide messenger RNA. The record is from the annotation of a GenBank genome assembly. Lineage: Eukaryota; Dinophyceae; Suessiales; Symbiodiniaceae.
AUGCCGCCCGUUCCCGUGAUCACGCUCCCCAAAACCACACAGGCGGAGCACUAUGUCAUUCACUCGGAUACUGGCACUCCGACUGUUUCGGUGGCGGGCCUUCAGAGGCAACGACGCCGAGACACACUGAACCGGAGGAAGCCGUCACCAACUUGUGAAGGGCUGGCAAAGCUGAAGAGCUCGGAAGCUCAAGAAAGUUCAGAGACCUUGGAGCUGGAACCGGCGGCCGCUUCUGCUGAGUGCGAGUCAGUACGGGCGUCUCCUACAUCGCAGCUUCGACGUGAGAACGAUGUGCUCCGCAUGCAGGUGCAAACUCUGCGGGAGGUCCAGGAACAGACCGCUGAGAUCCACUGGCAGGUUAUUUCGAACAUCGUGGCUGAGCGAAAUCUCUACGAGUCGCGCUGGCGCGAGGCUACGGAUCGCGCCGAAGUUGCUGAAGCUCAGGCGACGAGGACGACAACCGCAGCGAAUCCGGUAGCUGCCUCCAGGGCUCCGAGCGUGACAGAGGCGAUGCCGCCAGCGCCAAGAUUGUCGUUGCCUGCACGCGUGUACACGCUGACUCCAAGCCUCUGCCGAAGG